AUGAGUGCGUGGAUUUCGAGCUUCAUAUUUGUGGGAAUAGCCGUGCAGCUCGCCUGCUUAAAGCUCGGGUGGGCGCCCUGGAGGGGCACGGAUUUGAAUGACGAGGCGCUCUUUCUGCUCAUCAACCAGUCGGUGCGAACGGCAUCAGGAAUCGCCAUUGUGUGGCUUGUCGCGCGCCCCUUUCAACCACUCUCCACCGACCUCUUCCACUGGGGUUUCGAGGACCCAUUUAGUUGUCGCAAGGGGUGGUUGUCCUGGGCCGGCGUGGGCGUCUUGACUGCUGGGCUCGUAGUUUUCGUCACUGCCACCGCCACCACCGCUCUGUCAGGAGGAAUUGACCCGCCCAGAGAGGAAGCAGACGCGUUGGUGCAAGUGCUCCCCAUAAUCGCCGCAUCCCCAUUCAGCACCGGCGCGCUCAUCUUUGUUGCCGGUGUGCUCGCCCCCAUCCUCGAAGAAACCAUCUUCCGGGCCUUCCUUCUCACGUCCCUGACCAAGUGGAUGCCAGUGCCCUUGGCCGUGGCAGGCAGUGCCUGUGCCUUUGCUGCUGCCCACAUGACUCCCAACGAGUUCCCCAAGCUCGCUGCUCUCGGAUUGGUGUUGGGUUUUACUUAUGUGCGCACCCGCAACCUACUCACACCCAUCAUCAUCCAUUCAGUGUGGAACUCAGGGGUCAUCAUCAUUCUCACAUUGCUGCGGAUGGAAGGAUAUGAUAUACAGGAGCUUAUAUAA
Molecule: messenger RNA, 729 nt
Organism: Closterium sp. Yama58-4
Lineage: Eukaryota; Viridiplantae; Streptophyta; Zygnematophyceae; Desmidiales; Closteriaceae
Source: the annotation of a GenBank genome assembly